AUGGCUUCAUUUCCUACUUUCAUUAGACAAUCUGAACAAUCUCCUAGAAGUUUAGAUAAUGCUUUUCCUCCAUUUAAAGUUGAACAUCGAUAUAAAGGUGUUUAUGAGAGAGCUGGCUUUGAUGUAAAUAGAGGUGGUAAUUCAAAAUCAUCAGAUAAUAUUAAAACUCAACAUUAUAUGAAUAACAAUCAGUCAAGAGUGACUAACAAUUCUAACUAUAAUUAUACACACGGUAAUGACUCAAAAGUGGCUAAUAACGCAAAUUAUGGUUAUACUCAUAAUAAUGAUUCUAGAACAACUAAUAACUAUAAUUAUACUCAUAAUAAUGAAUCAAAAACAACUAAUAGUAGUAGUGGUUUUUAUGAUGCUUCUUCACAAUCAUUUAAAUAUAAUAGAUAUGAAGUGAAUAAUCGAUCAAAUGAAAGUAAUAAUACUAUUAAAAGUAAAACAAAUCAUUCUAUUCCAAGAUCAAUUUCAAGCAAAUCAAGUAAUAAUUCACAAUAUAAUAGAUCAAAUGAAAAUAUUCAAAACAACUCACAUUACAACAACAAUCAAUAUAAUAGAUCAAAUGAAAAUAUUCAAAACAACUCACAUUACAACAACAAUCAAUAUAAUAGAUCAAAUGAAAAUAUUCAAAACAACUCACAUUACAACAACAAUCAAUAUAAUAGAUCAAAUGAAAAUAUUCAAAACAACUCACAUUACAACAACAAUCAAUAUAAUAACUCAAAUGAGAAUGUUGAAAAUAAUACUCAAUUUUCAUCAUCUUCUCAAUCAAGUAAAAAACUGAGUCUUAAUUCAAAUUUCACAAAUAGAUUUAAUGAUUCAAAAUCAAAUAGUUCAGUAACUUCAAUUUUUCAAAACACAACAGAAGAUAAAUCAAUUACUUAUCUGGAGAAUAAUCAUGAAAAUAAACAAAGAAAUAUUAAAAAUUUAACAUUGAACUUAAAUGAAGAAGAAAACUAUAAUGAUCAAUUAAAUAGUUCAAAUUCAUCAACUUCACGAGAGAGAUUUGAUCCAAGAAGAAUAAAAAGAACCAACAAUUCAAUUAGAAAUAUAAUUCCUGAUUCAAAACCAUGUAAUUAUCAUCAACCACAAUCACCAAAAAUACAAUACGAACAAAUGAUGUCUAAUCAAAAUCAACAACAGAUCCCACUUCCAUUUUCAGAUAAUCAAGUACCUUAUUCACCAGGAUAUCCUCCACGUCUGCAAAAUAGACCACAACCAAAUUUAAAUCCUUAUUCAUUAUUGAGAGAUAAUGGAGAUAAAUUAGGAAAUGCAUUAGAUGAAUUUAAAAAUGAUUUUAAAUCAAGUAAAUCACCACCAACACCAGCUACCCCUCCAGAUUUACCAAAUAUGAGUCCUUCACAAAUUGAAUUAUCUAAAUUUGAAAAUAACAAAGAUUCUAGAUUUUCAUAUGGGAAUAAUUCAAAUAAUAAUGUUUCUGAUCAAUUUAAACAAUUUAAAAAUAUUCAAGUUGCAAAAGAUGAGAAUUUAAAUUCUGAUUAUCAAAAAUUCUUAAAUAUUGAUAAUGAUGAUAAGAAGAGAACAAGUCAAGUAUCUAUGGUUAGUUCUGUAUUGAGUAAAGAUUCAUCAUCAAAUGAUGAAGAAGAUGAAAAAAUUGAACAAGAAUUAGAAAGACAAUUGGAAAGUUUGAAAAUAUCAGGAAGUGAAAUUAAUAUAGAUAAGAGUUCAAUAUCAUCGAAUUCAACAAAUCAAAGGGAUGUAAAUAAAAAUUCAAUUUCAUCUAAGUCAUCAAAUGAUGCACCAGUAAGUCAAAAUAAGAAUUGCAUUUCAUCAGUUUCUUCAAAUAACAAUCCACCUAUUCCACAAUUUACAAUUCAAGAUAUGGAUAAAGAGAAUAGAAUAAGUGGAGAAAGUAAUUUUGAUGAAGUUUCAAUUGGAUCAAUUGAAUCAAUUAAACCAUUAUCAUUUUCACAAUCAAAUGUAUCACCAACUAAAAGAAUAAUAGAAGAACCAAUAGAGGAAGAGCCAAUAGAAGAAGAAGAAGAAGAAGAAGAAGAAAAAGAAGAUUUAAAUGAAGAUGAAAUUAAACCAUUAAGAACAAGAUCAAUAGACUCAAUAAAACAAAAACCACUACAAGAACAGUAUAAACAAUUAUCACCACCACAAUUUCAAUCAGAAUCAGUAGAAGAAGAAUUUAAACCAUUAUCACCAAAAACACACUCAAUAGAACAAGAACUUCAAAACAUGAAUUUCCAAAUUGAACAAACAACAGAAUCACCAUCAAAUUUUCUCAACCAAAAUGAAACUUUCCCAUCAGGUACUGGACCAUGUCGAUCAUGUAAUCAAUACAUAGAUUUAUCAGUAAAAGGUAAAAAUAAAGCAAUUUUUUCCAAAACGGGUGAAUUAUCAGGUCAAUGGCAUAGAAAAUGUUUUAAUUGUAAUUAUCAAAAUUGUGAUAUAAUAUUUAAUAAAAAUGUUCAAGUUUAUGCAUUCAAUGAUAAACCAUAUUGUUUUACACAUUAUCAUAUUUUAAAUGAUUCAAUUUGUCAAAGUUGUAAUAUUGGAAUUGAAGGUAGUUGUAUUGAGAAUGAUAAUUUACAAAAAUGGCAUCUUGAUUGUUUGAAAUGUAAUCAAUGUAAUCAAAGAAUUAAAAAUGAUUAUUAUUUAAUUAAUGAUUUAGUUUAUUGUGAAUUUGAUGCUAAAAAUGUAAUGAAUAAUAAGAAUAAAAUCAGUAUAAAUGAUAAGAUUGAAAAAAGGAGAACUAGGGUAUAUAAUGUGAAUAUAUAG
Insectozyma verbasci is the source of this 2754-nucleotide messenger RNA. NCBI's taxonomy places the organism in Eukaryota, Fungi, Ascomycota, Pichiomycetes, Serinales, Debaryomycetaceae. The record is from the annotation of a GenBank genome assembly.